Molecule: messenger RNA, 621 nt
Organism: Malassezia japonica
Lineage: Eukaryota; Fungi; Basidiomycota; Malasseziomycetes; Malasseziales; Malasseziaceae
Product: tyrosinase
Exons: 5
Coding region: 1-621 (206 amino acids)
Biological process (GO): chromosome segregation
Cellular component (GO): MIS12/MIND type complex
Source: RefSeq, a predicted model, not a curated record
AUGGAGCGCGAGGCGCGCACGGCGCAGGCGUGCGGGCGCCUGGAGCGUAUGCGCGAGGCGUUUGACAAGUUUCUUACGCUAAUGGAUGAGAAAGCAAACGCCAAAAAUUUUACGCUCGCGCUGCCGCAUGCCGACGAAGUCGCGCUCGAGAAAGCGCGGCUGCAGUUCCUGCAGGACCUCAAAGCGGCGAUACGCGGCGAUCUGGAGGAGCUGAUUGUGAAGCACGACCUGAAUACGCGUCUGUCCGAGCUCGAGGACCUCGUGAGCGAGGCGGACGAGCGCGAAAAGCACGCAUAUACACCCGAGUCUGCCGAGCUCAAGGACGUCUGGCGCCCUGACCUCGGCAUCUCGACAGCGAUCCGCGCACGCGUCGCGGCGGACCAAGAGUCGCGCAUCCCCGCGCUCGAGCAGGAGCUCGCCGAGUUGCACGCCUCGAACGCCGAAUCGUGUGCGCGCAUCAAGGCGACCGAGGAAGAGGCGCAGCGGGCACAGCAGCAAGUCGACGAUGCGCUCACGAUGCUCGACGAGCUCCUCGACGCAGUGACACUCCAGGACGCCAACGAUGUCAAGGCGCUCGAAACGAUGCUCGACGCGCUCCUCACCGAGCUUGGGCCUAUGUAA